GCGGCCGGGGCAAAAAGGCUGGGAGCGGGCCGCCGGGGGCGGCGGGAGAGCGGGUGCGGACACCCCCUCUGAUCGCUGGCAGGCGCGGGCUCCGAGGCACCAUGAGCGGCCGGGUCGGGGACCUGAGCCCGCGGCAGGAGGAGGCUCUGGCCAAGUUCCGGGAGAACCUCCAGGAUGUGCUGCCCCUGGUACCCACGCCAGACGACUACUUCCUGCUGCGAUGGCUCCGAGCUCGAAGCUUCGACCUGCAGAAGUCGGAGGCCAUGCUGAGAAAGCAUGUGGAGUUCCGGAAACAAAAGGAUCUUGAGAAUAUUAUGAGUUGGCAUCCCCCGGAGGUGGUCCAGCAGUACCUGUCCGGGGGGCUGUGCGGCUUCGACCUCAACGGCUGUCCCGUCUGGUAUGACGUCAUCGGGCCCCUGGACGUCCGGGGCCUGCUGCUGUCGGCCUCCAAGCAGGACCUGCUCAGGACCAAGAUGAGAGACUGCGAGAUGCUCCGGCUGGUGUGUGCCCAGCAGUCGGAAAAGAUGGGGAAGAAAAUCGAAACCAUAACCAUGGUGUACGACUGUGAGGGGCUGGGCCUUAAGCAUCUCUGGAAGCCUGCUGUGGAACUCUAUGGAGAGUUCCUCUGCAUGUUUGAGGAGAAUUACCCAGAGACCCUUGGACGCCUCUUUGUUGUGAAAGCUCCCAAGCUAUUCCCUGUGGCCUACAACCUUAUCAAACCCUUCCUGAGUGAAGACACGAGGAAGAAAAUCAUGGUUCUGGGAUCUAAUUGGAAGGAGAUUUUACUGAAGCACAUCAGCCCAGACCAACUGCCUGUGGAUUACGGAGGCACCAUGACGGAUCCUGACGGAGACCCCAAGUGCAAGUCCAAGAUCAACUACGGGGGCGAAAUCCCCAAGAAGUAUUACAUCCGGGACCAGGUAAAGCAGCAGUAUGAGCACACGGUCCAGAUCAGCAGGGGCUCCUCCCAUCAGGUGGAGUACGAGAUCCUCUUCCCGGGGUGUGUCCUCAGGUGGCAGUUCAUGUCGGAUGGGGCAGACGUGGGCUUUGGGGUGUUCCUGAAGACAAAGACUGGUGAGCGUCAGAAAGCAGGCGAGAUGACCGAAGUCCUCCCCAGCCAGAGGUACAAUGCGCACCUGGUCCCUGAAGACGGGACACUCACCUGCGGAGAGCCUGGCAUCUACGUCCUGAGGUUUGACAACACCUACAGCUUCAUCCAUGCGAAGAAGGUCAGCUUCACGGUGGAGGUGCUGCUCCCGGACAAGGCCUCGGAGGAGCGGCUGCAGCAGCUGGGAGAGAAGGGGCUGGCGCCUUCCCAGCACUGAGGGCCCCGGCCGUCCCGCCUCGGCCCCCGCCGCCCCCCGGCUCCCCCCUGCCUCUCGCGGCUGCCCUCAGCCCAGCCUGAAGACGGGGUGAGAGGGGGUAGCUUGGGGGGCACAGAGGGGCCGGGCGGCUCAGGGCAAGUCCCUUCCCUGCCCUCCCUCUCUGCCCCCUCAGGCCUAACUCGGGGUCCCCAGGGAUGGCACUGGGGGCUCCCUCCCUCCCUCGGUUUGUGCCAACCUCGGUUUCUGUCCCGAGCCGGCCCCCCAGACUGGGCAAAACCACCGAGCCCGGUGGGAGGGGGGCGCCAUUGGUCACCAGGACUCCGGGCCUGGACCCUGAGAAGCACAUUCGCUCCCAAAGGGAGGGCAGAGGGGGCUGUGUCCCCCCUUUAGGUCUCCGGGCCCUGGCUCGUCCCUCCUGAAGGAGAUGCAGGGCCUCCUGGGCCGGCUUGGCUUAAUCUCUAAUGAAAACUGAUCAUUAAUCCCGAGAGCUCCCGACCCGAGGCCCUGCCCCCCCCCCAGCACUGCCAGCCCCUGUCUGUGGCCGGAGACCGCGGCCCGGCCCUCGGGGGGCUUCUAGCCUAGUAGCUGCACUAAGAUAAACUCCCCGGCUCUACCAGCCCCAGAUGGCGCCCCGAGGCCCGGCCUGUCCAAGCCCCUCAGGCCCCCUUCCUUCUAAGGAGCAGGAAAGGGCCCCGGUGGGGGACUGGCCUCCGCGUCCUGCUCGGGGGUCUUCCCACCCCCCUUGGCGAAGGGGCGCAGUGGCUGGUGGGAGCGGGCUGGGAAAGCCUUGGAUGCGCAGCUGCCGCAGCCCGGGGCACCCGGCCAAGGCCCCUGGGAAUGAAGGACCGUUCCCCCAUUCCCGUAGGGGGGCGGGGCCGGAGCGCCGCCCAGCGGCCGAGGGCCUAUUUCUGGGGGCUGGGAGGGAGGGUCAGGGCUUCCCCUUCACCCUCGGAGGCUUUGGCCCCAGUGGGCAGAACCGGUGGGUAGCGGGUAGGACUGGUAGCGCGCAGACUUCUUGCAUUGAUUUAAGGGAAACGAGCGACUUUUCUAACAAUACGAGCUGUGCGGGACGGGAAGGUGGGGAUGUAGGUAGUGAGCUCCCCGUCCCUGGAACUAUCCCAGGGGAGGCGGGACACCCGCUUGGCCAGGGAUGCUGCAGAGGGGGCUCUUGCUCAGGGACGGGGAUAGACGCUUUCAGAGCCGGCUCCCCCGGAGUCGGGGGCCCUGGGUGGGUGUUUCGGUUUACAAAGAUUCUGUUAGGAAAAUUAACCAAUAAAUAAAUCUAUGUGA
Messenger RNA from Antechinus flavipes (yellow-footed antechinus), 2615 nucleotides. RefSeq names its product SEC14 like lipid binding 2 (gene SEC14L2). Gene Ontology annotation, cellular component: cytoplasm. Bases 102 to 1325 code for a protein of 407 amino acids. NCBI's taxonomy places the organism in Eukaryota, Metazoa, Chordata, Mammalia, Dasyuromorphia, Dasyuridae. The record is from RefSeq and is a predicted model, not a curated record. The transcript is spliced from 12 exons.